Dryobates pubescens (Downy woodpecker) is the source of this 4796-nucleotide messenger RNA. It is a transcript of the gene CACNA2D3, whose product is annotated as calcium voltage-gated channel auxiliary subunit alpha2delta 3. Gene Ontology annotation, molecular function: voltage-gated calcium channel activity. The coding region runs from base 688 to 3960 and encodes 1090 amino acids. The record is from RefSeq and is a predicted model, not a curated record. Gene Ontology annotation, cellular component: voltage-gated calcium channel complex. Lineage: Eukaryota; Metazoa; Chordata; Aves; Piciformes; Picidae. The transcript is spliced from 38 exons.
CCCCGGCAACGUGCAGCGCUCUCUUCUUGCCUUCCUGGAAGGGCUCAACUACACGUUCAGGUCCUCCAGACUUUCUCUGCUCUUGCCAUACAGAGGCACCCUCCCUCUGGUCCAGCUCCUCCUGUGCCUGCCUCUCUGUCUCCGCGCUAUCCCGUUAAAAGGCUGCUGCUCCUGCUCCACUGAACCAAUGGCUUGGCUGACUUGAUCUGGGAUGAAGGCUGGAGGUUACCGGCGAGGGAAAGGAGAACUCUAGGCAGCUUUCCAUUUGCAAAGUGAGCAGUAAUUGCAAGAAGACAGCUUCCCCAGUUGGAAUCAAUAGUCUGCUUUCUUGCUGCUAAGGGCACUUUGGAGCAGCAGUAGGGUCACUGAAGUAACUCCAGCACACUGCUGACUGCGGAGUUGUAAAGAACUACAUGCAAGUGGCUGCAGUAGUGCUGGAAAACGCUUUGCUGUUACCAGGGACACAAUAGUUUUCAAGUCAUUAGAGCUGCUUUUUUGGUCCUCUCCAUCCAUUACACAGAGAGGGUCAUUCUUUGGAGGGAUGAGGAUGGAGCUGUGAUUUCUUCAAGUAUUGCUCUAGUGGAGGGGGUAAAGGUGGGGAAUGAGGCUUUAGAAGCAAAGCCCCACUACUGCUGAAUUCAGUUUUACUUGAAUUUCCCCAAAUCUUUCCAGGCACAGAGAGGCACAAUGUUAGAGAAUCUGAACCUUCUUCGGGCAUUUUGGGGUUUUUUCUUUAUCUUCUGGACAGCUUUUAACACAGCCUUAGUGGAUGUGGUUGGAUCGGAGCAGCAGAUCCCCUUGUCUGUUGUAAAGCUCUGGGCCUCAGCUUUUGGUGGAGAGAUCAAAUCUAUUGCAGCCAAGUACUCAGGUUCCCAGCUCCUGCAAAAGAAAUACAAAGAAUAUGAGAAGGAUGUUGCAAUAGAAGAAAUUGACGGCCUUCAGCUUGUGAAAAAGUUAGCAAAGAAUAUGGAAGAAAUGUUUCAUAAGAAGUCUGAAGCUGUCCGGCGUCUUGUUGAAGCUGCAGAAGAUGCUUACCUGAAACAUGAGUUUGAUGCUGACUUACAGUAUGAAUACUUCAAUGCUGUUCUCAUAAAUGAACGAGAUGAAGAAGGAAAUUAUCUGGAGCUGGGGAAGGAGUUCAUUCUAGUGCCAAAUGACCACUUCAAUAACUUGCCUGUGAACAUCAGUCUCAGUGAUGUCCAAGUACCAACCAAUAUGUACAAUAAGGAUCCAGCCAUUGUAAAUGGAGUUUAUUGGUCAGAAUCUUUAAAUAAGGUGUUUGUUGAUAAUUUUGAUCGUGACCCCUCUCUCAUCUGGCAGUACUUUGGAAGUGCAAAAGGAUUUUUCAGACAAUAUCCAGGAAUUAAAUGGGAACCUGAUGAGAAUGGAGUCAUUGCCUUUGACUGCAGAAACAGAAAAUGGUACAUCCAGGCAGCCACUUCUCCGAAAGAUGUGGUAAUUUUAGUAGACGUCAGUGGCAGUAUGAAAGGGCUUCGCUUAACUAUUGCAAAACAGACAGUUUCAUCUAUUUUGGAUACCCUUGGAGAUGAUGACUUCUUCAAUAUAAUUGCUUAUAAUGAAGAACUUCACUAUGUAGAGCCAUGUCUGAAUGGAACAUUAGUUCAAGCAGACAGAGCCAACAAAGAGCAUUUCAGGGAACACCUUGACAAACUCUUUGCCAAAGGAAUUGGAAUGCUGGACAUUGCUUUAAAUGAAGCUUUCAACAUGCUUAAUGAAUUCAAUCACACAGGACAAGGAAGCAUUUGCAGCCAAGCCAUAAUGUUGAUUACUGAUGGAGCUGUGGACACAUAUGAUACAAUAUUUGCAAAAUACAACUGGCCAGACAGAAAAGUCCGUAUUUUCACCUAUCUGAUUGGAAGGGAAGCUGCUUUUGCUGAUAACCUGAAGUGGAUGGCCUGUGCUAACAAAGGGUUUUUUACUCAGAUCUCUACUUUAGCUGAUGUGCAAGAAAAUGUCAUGGAAUACCUUCAUGUUCUUAGCCGACCAAAGGUUAUUGACCAAGAGCAUGAUGUAGUAUGGACUGAAGCGUAUAUUGACAGCACUCUCCCUCAGGCUCAAAAGCUUGCUGAUGAUCAGGGAUUGGUGUUGAUGACAACUGUUGCCAUGCCAGUAUUUAGUAAGCAAAAUGAGACUAGAUCUAAAGGGAUUCUUCUGGGAGUAGUUGGCACAGAUGUUCCAGUUAAAGAGCUCUUAAAAGCUAUUCCAAAAUACAAGUUGGGUAUUCAUGGAUAUGCUUUUGCAAUUACAAACAAUGGAUAUAUUUUGACUCACCCAGAACUUAGGCCUUUGUAUGAAGAGGGGAAGAAACGAAGAAAACCCAACUACAGCAGUGUAGAUCUCUCUGAGGUUGAGUGGGAAGACAGAGAUGAUGUGCUCCGAAAUGCAAUGGUGAAUCGGAAAACAGGGAAAUUCUCCAUGGAAGUGAAGAAGACAGUGGACAAAGGGAAGCGAGUAUUGGUGAUGACAAAUGACUACUAUUAUACAGACAUCAAGGGUACUCCAUUCAGUUUAGGUGUGGCUCUCUCUAGAGGACAUGGAAAAUAUUUCUUCAGAGGGAAUGUAACUGUGGAAGAAGGUUUACAUGAUUUAGAACACCCUGAUGUGUCUUUAGCAGAUGAAUGGUCCUAUUGCAACACAGACUUACAUCCUGAACACCGCCAAAUGACUCAAUUAGAAGCAAUUAAACGCUACCUCACAGGAAAAGAGCCGUUGCUCCAAUGUGAUAAAGAAUUGAUCCAGGAAGUUCUGUUUGAUGCAGUUGUGAGUGCACCAAUUGAAGCUUAUUGGACGAGUCUAGCAUUAAAUAAAUCAGAAAAUUCUGACAAGGGAGUGGAAGUUGCCUUCCUUGGAACACGGACUGGACUAUCACGUAUCAACCUGUUUGUGGGUCCAGAGCAGCUUACUAAUCAAGAUUUCCUGACAGCUGAAGAUAAGGAGAACAUUUUUAACGCUGACCAUUUUCCACUGUGGUACAGAAGAGCUGCUGAGCAGAUACCUGGGAGCUUUGUCUAUUCAAUCCCAUUUAGUACAGAAACUGCAAACAAAAGCAAUGUAGUGACAGCCAGUACUGCUAUUCAACUUUUGGAUGACAGAAAAUCUCCAGUUGUUGCAGCUGUAGGCAUCCAGAUGAAACUUGAAUUUUUCCAGCGGAAAUUUUGGACUGCAAGCAGACAGUGUGCAUCUCUUGAUGGCAGAUGUGCAAUAAGUUGUGAUGAUGAGACAAUCAACUGUUACCUAAUAGAUAACAAUGGAUUUAUUUUAGUGUCUGAAGACUAUACACAAACUGGUUACUUUUUUGGGGAGGUUGAAGGGGCUGUGAUGAACAAGUUACUAGCAAUGGGCUCCUUUAAGAGAAUUACACUUUAUGACUACCAGGCCAUGUGUAGAACAAACAAAGAAAGUAGCGACAGUGCCCAUAGCUUACUGGACCCUUAUAAUGCCUUCUUUGCUGCAGUGAAAUGGAUUAUGACUGAGCUUGUCUUGUUCCUUGUGGAAUUCAAUCUAUGCAGUUGGUGGCACUCUGAUCUAACAGCAAAAGCGCAGAGGUUGAAACAAACUCUAGAGCCCUGUGAUACUGAAUAUCCAGCUUUUGUUUCUGAACGCACUAUAAAGGAGACCAUGGGGAAUAUUGCUUGCGAUGACUGUUUCAAGUCUUUUGUUAUCCAGCAAAUCCCAAGCAGCAAUCUCUUCAUGGUGGUAGUGGAUAAUGAGUGCUUCUGUGAUUCUAUCCCACCAAUUACCAUGGCACCUAUAGAAAUAAGAUAUAAUGAAUCCCUUAAAUGUGAACGUUUAAAAUCUCAGAAGAUAAGACGACGGCCAGAAUCUUGUCAUGGAUUUCACCCUGAAGAAAAUGCAAGAGAAUGUGGUGGUGUCUCAGGCCUUAGUGCUAAACCUCCACUUGUUCUUCUUCCUCUGCUAUUGACUAUUUUCUCAAGGUGACAGUGACUGAUGUGUUCAAUUGGCAUGCUAAUACAUGGAUAAACUGCAAUCUGGGAAGUGGUGCAACACAGAGGACAUGAAAUAUAGUCAGAGCAUCAGCAUUUCAUGAUUUUAAACUGUGGGUGAUAUAAAUUAUUGAGAUAUGUUGAAAAAAAGAUUUAUCUUUUUAUGUUGCAAGUCAUGCAGAUGUGAAUUUGGCAUAUGGUAGUCAUGAUUCAUCAAAAAAGGACUCGGUAGAUAGAGGUGACCAUUGCUUUGUCCCACUGAAUCCAAUUUAAAACUAUGUACUUUUUCAAUAAAGUAUAUCAAAAUAACAGUUUCAGAGUGUAUUUUAACUAUCAUAACAUAUUUGUGCCAUUAAUUAAUGAUGGAAAGAGAAUAAAAUAAGUGGAAGAUGUUUUCAUAUGUUUUUAGUCUAUUUCUGAAAGGAUUAAAAGAAAAUGUGGAUUUAGCUUUUAUAAUAAAAUAGAAUAGCUUUUAUUAAUACAUCAAGGAAACCCAUGUGCAUAUAGGAAGCUGAGCAGAUAGUAAGUUGUGCUGCCUCCUAGUGAAGGUUUGGUUUCUGGAAAUAUCUAUCAAACAUCUCAAACACAGUUAGAAAGUGAGCUAAAGCCUGAUGAAAGACUUUUCCCUAACUUGGGCAACCUUGAGACCAAACUGGUAGUUUUGGCUGCAGGUAGCAAAAUUAAAUACAUUUCAUCUGUAACAAUUUGUGGGAAGAUAUGUAAAAUAACCUAUGUAAAAGGAUGAGACUGUUCUGUUAGUGUUCUGUUCUAUAGAUGUUUUGUCAUCUAGGAGAUACUUGUUAUGAGGAAAUUCAUAAGAGGAGAAGGUUU